UCUGGGAUUAGCAAGUGAUUGUGUCGGCUGGCCGAUCCUGUGUACCCUCAUUGUCUGUAUUGGCUGUCCAGCCAGGGAUGGGAGCAGUCAGUCAUGGCAUCUUCAGCACUGCUGAUACUCCUGUUAUAUGCAACCUCAAUUGGAACCACUGUAUCAGUUGAAGACCUGGAAUACUACACAAGAGAAAGAGUUGAGAAAUCUGUUGAAGUAUUUGAAAAGAGUUUGGAAAUUGUUAAAAUAAUAGUUGAGGCAAAGGAUCGAUCAGAUUGGACUGGUGUACUUAAGAAAGUCUUAAAGUUCACGGCACGUUAUGGCCCUGCCUUUGGUGGUUUUGCUGGUGCUGCUGUAAAUUUUGCCCUGGCAUUUGUCGGUCAAGAUGACCCCGUGUUAACUGAGGUGAAGACUCAGUUUGCAGAGGUUAACAGAAAGCUUGACUCAAUCACUUUGCAAAUCAACUCUCUGAAAACUGAAGUCCAGUGGGUAACCUACGCCAGUGUCUACUCUCAAGACGAGCUUAAGAUCACCAACUCCUGGGACAUGUUCAUGGAAUUCUUGUCGGAUAGCAUGGCAGCCAAGGACAAGGACAAGAAGAGACAACUGGUGGAGAAGUUCACCCAGUUCUAUGAGAACACAGCAACGGAGAACAGCGUGACCAAUUUCUACAAAUACCUGACGGGAGACCAGCCUUCACUCAUCGAAAACCUCCUGGAGCUCACGGUAAAAAAAUUCAGUGGUGAAGUUGAAAAGGUGAAGACAUACAGCAUAUAUUUCAGAGGUCUGAUGUGGAAGGGCCUGCAGCUGAAUCUCAUCUAUUACAAGCUGAAGGACUUCAACACAGAGGCCAAGGCCAAGCAAUCAAUUAUUCAGUUUUACAACGUUACCCAAGCUCACACACAAACAGUGCUGAAAUGCAUUGAGAACUUUGAACAGUACAUGAAGAACGAUGUGGAAGUGAUUGGCACAUCCGAAUCCUUAGAAAUGACCCCACUAGCUAGCAAAGUUAGAGAGUUUUUGAAUAAAAAGUACUUCUGGUAUGACUGGAUAGUUGCUGUGUACAAAAAGGAAGAUGACAGUAGCCAUGACAUGGUACGUUAUACCAAGAUUCCUCUUGAGAAGGUCAUUGUUGCUGUGAGCUUCUCAGAGAAAGGCGACCAUUUUAUUGGAAAUACUAUAAAAGAAUAUGCUUCUAACUGUGUGAAAAACAUAGAGUGCUCAAAGCCUGAAGUGCUGAACAAACUUCCUGAAUGUUCAUACAAAUACAGCAGGUAUGGUCCUUCUACAUACAAAUUGGCUAUGACUCAAAUUGCAGCUAUCCAUAUUUCAACAAAAAAAGAUGGGUUUUCUGAAACUCCAGAUGCGCUAAUCAGAAAUGACUGUCACUGGGGCUUCUUUUCAGUCUAUGUAAAAAGUGAUAACCAGAUUAGACAACUUGACCCCUGCUCUGUCAACACUGACUGUGGAAAUGGCCAAUGCAAGAGAAUACUAGACACCUCUUUGACAAUUUGUGAAUGCAAUGAGGGCUUCUAUGGUGAAAAGUGUGAGAUCAAUAUUCAGGACGAUGUGAUGACCGUGAAUGUAAAUGUGGGUGAAGAUGCAUAAGCAUCACAGGUGGCUGGUAGGGAGGAUGUGUAAUUGGCUGGAGCUAAAUACAUGUAAUGGUUUCAAACACAUAGUUUCUAUUUCAGCUGUUAUUAUGAUUCAUCCUCCCCUCACCUGCUUCCUGUGCAGAAUGUGUCUUUCUUUCUCUGUGCCUGUCUCACUUCAAUGAUUGCUAAUUUCCUGAGGUUGCAAAAUUGUGGUAACUUCCCCCAAAUUACCAGGUAUUCCAGAAAUACUAGUUAGAAGAAAAGCACGGGAAAUCCGGCAAACCUGGGGAUAUUCGAAAAAUUGGGAAUUUUGGGAAAGUUGACAGAAUUUUGUAAUGGUGCCAUUCUGCCAGAGAGUUGGACAUUCAUCUAACCAUCAUAAUUUUCAGAAUUCCGAAGUAAAAAUAUCCCCCAAUUGAAUCAUACAAAUCAUGAUCUAAGAAAAUGUAUAUACAUAAUCUUUUUGUUUGAACGUGACUGCUAUAAGCAACGCAAACACAAGUAUUUUAGCCUCCAUCCUAUCACAUUUUUAAAAUUCAGGACAUGUAUAUUUGUACAGGAAGGACAUACACAGAUCAUCACGUCUAAGAUCUACAUGUAUCCAACAUGAACCUUCAACACCCUGUUAUGGAUAGACGAUGUUAAACCACUGUAAUGCUUUUAUGCUUGUGCUUCUGUAAAGCCAUACUUCAUUUUCUAAUGUAAUAAACAUUGAAUUCCGAAACCAA
Messenger RNA from Salvelinus fontinalis (brook trout), 2314 nucleotides. RefSeq lists its product as uncharacterized. The transcript has 3 exons. The coding region runs from base 94 to 1599 and encodes 501 amino acids. Lineage: Eukaryota; Metazoa; Chordata; Actinopteri; Salmoniformes; Salmonidae. The record is from RefSeq and is a predicted model, not a curated record.